UUCAGUUUCCACUUUCCACUAAAAUCGGAACACAAAAAAAAAAAUUCACACUCACUCCGCCGCACACACCCACCGACACCACCAAUAAUGUCUACUUCUCCGGCGACUCUCCCCGUCACCAAUCAGCAAGCUACUCAAUCUCAACCACCGAUCAAUUCCCACGCCUUCCGGACUUUCCUCUCGCGUCUCUCCUCUUCCCUCCGCGAAAGCCUCUCGCAGCGCCGUCCAUGGCUAGAACUCGUAGAUCGGAGCUCAUUCGCUAGACCUGACUCUCUCACCGAUUCAUUCACCCGGAUCCGUAAGAAUCUCGCCUACUUCAAAGUCAAUUACUCCUUAAUCGUAUCCUUAGUCCUCGCCUUCUCCCUCCUCUCGCAUCCGUUCUCGCUCCUCGUCCUCCUCACUCUCUUAGGCUCAUGGAUGUUUCUAUACCUCUUCCGAUCUUCCGAUCAGCCUUUGGUUAUCUUCGGACGUACUUUCUCAGAUCGCGAGACCUUGCUCGCUCUUGUUUUGACUACGAUCGUGGUUGUGUUCAUGACGAGCGUUGGAUCUUUGUUGACCUCGGCGUUAACGAUUGGGAUCGCGAUUGUUUGCUUACACGGUGCGUUUAGGGUUCCGGAUGAUUUGUUCUUGGAUGAACAAGAGGGUUCUGCUAAUAAUGCUGGAUUGCUCUCUUUCAUUGGUAACUCUGCUGCUACUUCUGCUGCUGCUUCUGUUGUUGCAGGACGAGUUUGAAUGGUUUUGGUUUUUAUGAUAUUUUGAGUAUAGUUUCUAUAUGAAAGAUCUGUGUAAGGGUUAGAUGAUCUAAAGAAUGCAAUUGUUCUGUUGUUCAAUUUCGUCAUAAUUUAGAAAGUUUGGAGAUGGAUACUUCUCAAUUGUUAUUGCCUCAACUCACACUGUAAGAUCCCAUCUACUUUAAAAUCAAUGUGGUACUCUUUUGUUGCUCUUA
Camelina sativa (false flax) is the source of this 946-nucleotide messenger RNA. Its product is annotated as PRA1 family protein B2. Gene Ontology annotation, cellular component: Golgi apparatus; endoplasmic reticulum. Lineage: Eukaryota; Viridiplantae; Streptophyta; Magnoliopsida; Brassicales; Brassicaceae. Gene Ontology annotation, biological process: vesicle-mediated transport. The record is from RefSeq and is a predicted model, not a curated record.